UUUUACGUCUUUUUUUUUUUUUUUUUUUCUUUUCCUUUCUUCUCCCAAUACAGAUCAACCCUGCUGGGCAAAGUGCUGCGGAUUGAUGUGAACAACAACGACCACGGGCCUCUGUACCGAAUCCCUCCCGACAACCCAUUUCUCAAUGACCCUAAGGCUCGCCCUGAGGUCUACGCAUACGGCGUGAGAAAUAUGUGGCGCUGCUCUUUCGAUAGGGGCGAACCUCACACCAAGGAAGGGAAAGGGCGGCUCUUCUGCGGAGACGUGGGGCAGAAUAAAUACGAAGAAAUCGACAUCGUCGAGAAAGGGAAAAAUUACGGCUGGAGGGCGAGGGAAGGGUUCAGCUGCUACGAUAAAAAACUUUGCGCCAAUUCUUCAAUAGAUGAUGUGCUUCCAAUUUACGCGUAUCCACACAAAAUGGGGAAAUCCGUUACAGGAGGCUAUGUCUAUCGGGGUUGCGAGUCUCCAAACUUGAAUGGCCUGUAUAUAUUUGGUGAUUUCAUGAGUGGACGCCUGAUGUCUUUGAAGGAGGAUCGUGCUACCAGAGAAUGGCAGUACAGUGAAAUCUGCAUGGGGACGGGACAAACAUGCAUGUUCCCUGGGCUUAUCAAUAACUAUUAUCAAUACAUCAUUUCUUUUGCUGAAGAUGAAGCAGGGGAACUUUACUUCAUGUCUACUGGCACACCAAGCGCCACAGCUCCCCAUGGAGUGGUGUACAAAGUGGUGGACACCUCUAGGAGAGCACCACCAGGAAAAUGCCAAGUUGAGCCAUCGCCAGUGAAAGUAAAAAGCAAGCGCAUCCAGUUUGUGCCAAAGGAGAAACCUCAGCUUCCAAAGAAGGAAAAUAUUUUCAUGCCACAAAAACAAUUCCUGUCCAAGGAGCGUUAUUUGGAAAAACUGGACCGCUGCAAGG
Pelecanus crispus (Dalmatian pelican) is the source of this 913-nucleotide messenger RNA. NCBI's taxonomy places the organism in Eukaryota, Metazoa, Chordata, Aves, Pelecaniformes, Pelecanidae. The record is from RefSeq and is a predicted model, not a curated record.